CCUCUCCCGGGGAUCCGGCGGUUAGAGGUGGCUGUGGACUCGCCGUGAGCCCUUGCUUCUCAGGCUGCAAAAUGGCCUCCUCGUUCGUCACCCCACAGUUGUGAGGAGUUUUCAGCCGCGCUCUGGCCCGAGGUGGAUCUGGUCGCGUCGAAACCCAGUGCGAGGGCUUCCUGUGUUUUUUUGAGCUCUUUUUUUUUUUUUUUUUUUUUUUUUUUCUGGACCCUUUGAAAUACGCACGAUUGUGAGCUCGACUGGUCCAUCCUUUUGUGCUGACUAGUCCGUCCUUUUGUGCUGUGGUUUCACUAGUUAAAGGAAGAAAAGAUGCGUAUGUGUACUUUCCUUUUAAAAUGUUGUUUUUUCUUUAAAAACAUUUUUAUGUGAUAAAAAGCCAAACCGUUAUUUCUAUCUUUUGCACCAAAUAGUUUAUUCGGUUUGUCAAGUACGUUUUUUGUUUUUUGUCAAGUACUUUUUGAGCACCGACAGGCUGUACGCCAUCAAUACUACAGGCCCCUCUUUCUUUAAGCCUUGAUAUCUAAUUUCAGCUUCUGGUGAAAUUAACAAAGAAAGCUAGUGACCUCCUUUUUGUUAAAUUUGGUUGGUGUCUUUUACACCCGAAUCUUUGGAGACCUUACUUUGGUAUUGGACACAGUCGACUGCCUGCCUCUUUGAAAGGGUGGAGAUUGGUACCUACUUCAGAGCGCUAUUUUGAUUCGGAAAGAACUUUGCAAACUUCACUAUGGAAAUACUAGGUCUUAUCUCCCAUCUUCUGUCAUAAUAAAGUCUGAAGAUAUCUGGAUCAUUUGGACUUCCUUUAAAACAUCACAUUGUUCCACUACAUUGAUGGCAUUACCUUGGUCAGAUCAGGAUACAGAUGAAAAUCAAGAACAAUGGACAAAGAAACCACAGCUUCCUUCGACAUCAUACAUACCUCAAAAGGAUCUGCUAGACAACAAGUGCCUAACUGAAAAAUACACACAUCUCUCCUGCAAUAAAGUCUUCUGUCAACCAUGGCAGAAAUGCAUCGAUGGGACCUGUGUCUGUAAACUCCCUUAUCAGUGCCCAAAGAAUGGUAGCAGAGUGUGUUCAACUAAUGGGAAAAGCUACCUAACUUACUGUCAGCAGAAGAGUUUUGAAUGUCUUCAGCCAAGGGCAAAGUUUUUAAAUAAUGGAACAUGCAUAGCUGAAGGAGAAUUUAGUGUUUCCUUAAAGUAUGGAACUACCACUUCUGAGGGAAUUGUUGAAGUAAAACUUGUAGACCAAGAUAAGAAAAUGUUCAUAUGUAAAAAAGCCUGGAGCAUAGUGGAGGCUAAUGUGGCCUGUCUUGAACUUGGAUUUCAACAAGGUGCUUUUGAGGUUCAAAAAAGUUUUGAAGUUCCUGAAGAUCUCCAUGUAAAUUCUACCGAAUGUCUGCAUGUGCAUUGUCGAGGAUUAGAGACUAGUUUGGCUGAAUGCACUUUUAUUAAGAAACGAACUAAAAAUUACCAGGAUUUAGCUGGUGUGGUAUGUUACACACAGAAUACAGUUUCUUCAGCAAAUGACUCCUUUCGUUGUGUGAAUGGGAAAUAUAUUCCUCAAAAGAAAACCUGUAAUGGUGUCAAUGACUGUGGAGACCAAAGUGAUGAGCUGUGCUGUAAAGGAUGCCGAGGCAAAAGUUUCCUUUGUAAAUCCGGUGUUUGUAUUCCAAAUAAGUAUAAGUGCAAUGGUGAGCUGGACUGCAUUACAGGAGAAGAUGAAAUUGGUUGUAAAGGUGAACGGGAUAUUGACCUGACACAUGUAUCGGGAGAUGAUGACCACAGACCUGGGCAUUCUGAAAUUAAAGAAGAAACAGAACUUUUGACUGCUAAUAUGGAUGCAGAAAGAAAACGGAUAAAGUCACUUCUCCCUAAACUAUCCUGUGGAGUUAAACCCAUCCGGCCCACUCGAAGGAAACGAGUUGUCGGAGGAAAGCCAGCAGAAGUGGGAGACUUCCCGUGGCAGAUGGCAAUUAAGGAUAAUGAGAAAAUCAACUGUGGAGGAAUUUAUAUUGGAGGCUGUUGGAUUCUAACUGCUGCACACUGUGUCAGCUUCAACUCUUGCUGUCUGCUCUGCCUGUUUUGGACUUUGGUCAGCUACUCAAGUUCACCUUGCUCCCUGCUGCAAAGAGACCUUCAUGUGUUACUUCUCAUUCCUGCAACGAUCUUUCCUACCCUGUUUAUCUACGUCAGUAAAGCUCACCAUUACCAAAUAUGGACAUCAUUUCUACAUCUGUUAAGACCUGAGGAAGAGCUAGUUGUUCAGCUAGUAAAUCAAGUUAUUAUCCAUGAAAACUACAAUGGAAGCAGCUAUGAAAAUGACAUAGCUUUGAUUGAAAUGAAAAAACACCCAAACAGAAAAGAAUGUGUGCUGCCUAAUUCUGUCCCUGCCUGUGUCCCCUGGUCUCCAUAUCUAUUCCAACCUAAUGACAGAUGCAUUAUUUCUGGCUGGGGUCGAGAAAAAGAUAACCAAAAAGUCUAUUCACUUCAGUGGGGUGAAGUUAGGCUAAUAGACAACUGCUCCAAGUUUUACCCGGGUCGCUACUUUGAAAAAAAAAUGGAAUGUGCAGGUACAGAUGAUGGUUCCAUCGAUGCCUGUAAAGGGGACUCUGGAGGCCCCUUAGUCUGUCAAGAUAUCAACAAUGUGACUUAUGUUUGGGGUGUUGUGAGUUGGGGUGAAAACUGCGGAAAACCAGAGUUCCCUGGUGUUUACACUAAAGUGGCCAAUUAUUUUGACUGGAUUAGCUAUCAUGUAGGAAGGUCUCUUAUUUCUCAGUACAACGUAUGAAAUUGUGAUCUCUUCUGCUCUUUUCCUCUUGGGAGUUGGAUUUUGAUUGAAAUGAUACGACAUGAUUAGUACUUCUCUAGGGAAAAAAAUAAUAAAGCACAUUUUAUUGGAUAUUUUUAAAGAUCUCUAAAAAAGCCAUAUUAGAACUUUGCUGUAAAUUAUCAAAUAAAUAUUUUAGUCGAGCAUACA
This is a messenger RNA of Panthera uncia (snow leopard), 2988 nucleotides long. It is a transcript of the gene CFI, whose product is annotated as complement factor I. Gene Ontology annotation, molecular function: serine-type endopeptidase activity; protein binding. Gene Ontology annotation, cellular component: membrane. Gene Ontology annotation, biological process: proteolysis. Lineage: Eukaryota; Metazoa; Chordata; Mammalia; Carnivora; Felidae. The transcript is spliced from 17 exons. The record is from RefSeq and is a predicted model, not a curated record. The coding region runs from base 841 to 2799 and encodes 652 amino acids.